Letharia lupina is the source of this 1152-nucleotide messenger RNA. RefSeq lists its product as uncharacterized. NCBI's taxonomy places the organism in Eukaryota, Fungi, Ascomycota, Lecanoromycetes, Lecanorales, Parmeliaceae. The record is from RefSeq and is a predicted model, not a curated record. Gene Ontology annotation, cellular component: catalytic step 2 spliceosome. Gene Ontology annotation, biological process: protein folding; protein peptidyl-prolyl isomerization. Gene Ontology annotation, molecular function: peptidyl-prolyl cis-trans isomerase activity. The transcript has 6 exons. The coding region runs from base 1 to 1152 and encodes 383 amino acids.
AUGCUACCGAAACCGUUUCUCUUCCCGGCUCUCCUAAUCCAUAGCAGCUAUUCCCUCCUCAAAGCCGCAGCUAUCAGCUUCCCCUCCCAACCCGGCGUCUCCGCCCUUUCAUCACCAGAAUCAAGCAACGAGACUUCAAAAAUUCCUAAUCAAUUACCCUACACCGGGACCAACCCCUACUGCAGCGCCUCAAUAAUCUGGACCGGCUUCAACACCCUCGACUCCCACUUCCAGCGAGACUGUCGCGCCGCAACUGACAAGUUCGAAAACUUCGUGGCUUCUUGCUCGAACCCGAACACUCGAUAUGAAUUUCUAGAUCCUCGCACGCAGCCGAUGCAACGCUUGCCAAAGAUGGAGACGCCGCGGAGAUAUGUUUCUCGGAUCGGUCGCUGCACCGUAGCGAUUGUGAACCUCGUUGAUUUCCCCGCCGAGUACUUGCCGACGCAGAGAUCGGGGCCUUUCCGCAAGACGGACGUGGACUCGUAUGAAGGCCUUGGUAUGGCCGUGACGGAGAUGUACACGUCCUGCCUGCCGCAUAGCCUCGGGUGGGCGGCUGUAGGUGAGGCUAGUUCGCUAGGUGUCUUUAUCUUCGCAACGGGGUCUUUAGUCGAUCAGAAGAUUGAGAAGGGUUUUCCCCCGGAGGGAGCCAUCCGCGGCGCAAUGGCUACGAACGUCGUCCUAGACACCACCAUGGGCUCCAUAACCCUCGAACUCUACAACAACCAUGCCCCCAAGACCUGCAACAACUUCUCCACCCUCGCCCAACGCGGCUACUACAACAACGUCAUCUUCCACCGCAUAAUCCCAAACUUCAUGCUGCAGACCGGCGAUCCCACCGGUACCGGGCGUGGUGGUGCUUCAAUCUAUGGCGAAAAGUUCGAAGAUGAGAUAGAUCCGGGAUUGAAGCAUACAGGGGCCGGGAUUUUGAGCAUGGCGAACAGUGGGAAGAAUACGAAUGGGAGUCAAUUCUUCAUUACUUUGGCGCCGACACCGUGGCUGGAUGGGAAGCAUACGAUUUUUGGGAGGGUAAAGAGUGGGUUGAGGGUUGUGCAGAGGAUGGGGCUUGUGAAGACGGGGCCGGAGGAUAGGCCGGUGGAUCAGGUCAAGAUUAUAAGAGCUAGGGUUGUUGAAGAGGGCGAAGAGGGUAUCUAG